UCCACGGUAGCGGCUCCACCACCGCCACCACACUACAGCAAUACGAAGGGGAGGGGGGCAUGCAGACAGCAGUCGGAGCUGCGAAGUCUGUAGGCGCGGUGCUGUGUGUGUGUAUGUGUGUGUGCGUGUGUGUGUGUGAGAUGAUUUAGGGGUAAAUGGGAUUAAACUACUCUCUCAGCCCCGGCGUUUCGAAAUAGUUGUAGAGCGGGGAGGAGGAGGAGGUUCGGCGCCGCAUGUGCUCGUCUGUGUACGGCUCUGAAACUCGUGGAGCCACGGCGGCGUAUCCUACAGCUCCAAAGCAGCACGAAGAGGAGAGAGAAAACUAACGCUAGCUGCUACCAGCACUACUACUACUACUUCUUCUACUACUACUACGACUACUACUACCAUUACUACUAGCUCGUUUUUUUUUAUGUAGGGCUCGCUAGCUAACGUAGCAACUCGGGUCAACCUCUCCCUCCACAUGCAGGCGUUGACGGGGAGGGAGGGGAGCGGACGCGAUGAUGUUUAAAUGGCCAUGCUAAACUCCUAAAUUCUUCCACAUUUCUCAUCUUUUUUUUAGUUUGCGCUUUUGUCUCGGGGGCUGGAAAGAUACACAUCAACAAGCGCCUGCAUCAUGGAGAACCCAGCGAGCGAACCGCCGCAGCAAAGCUGCGAGGACGUUCGGAAAAGUGGCUAUCUCCGAAAACAGAAGUCCAUGCACCGGCGGUACUUCGUGCUCCGGACGGCCUCUGAACGCGGCGCGGCCCGGCUCGAAUACUACGAGAGCGAGAAGAAAUUCCGCGGCAAAGCACCGAUCCCGAAGAAAGCUCUGGUGCUGGAGACGUGUUUCAACAUCAACAAACGAGCCGACUCGAAGAACAAGCACAUGAUUGUGUUGUACACCCGGGCGGAGAGUUUUGCCAUCGCGGCGGAAAACGAGGCAGACCAGGACGAGUGGUACCAGGCCAUGGUGGACCUGCAAUGCAAAAGUAAGAGCCUGGCGGACAUCACCAGCAGCGAAGCCGCCGUCUCCGCGGCGGCAGCGGCGUCCGGCGGGGGCGGGGACUACGGGCGACGCGGCCGUCCUCCUCAACCCCGGGCCGGCCUUCAAGGAGGUGUGGCAGGUGAAGGUUUGGCCCAAGGGCCUGGGGCAGGCCAAGAACCUGGUGGGCAUCUACCGCCUGUGUCUGACGGACAAGACGGUGAACUUCGUGAAGCUGCACUCUGACGCGGCGGCGGUGGUGCUGCAGCUGAUGAACGUGCGGCGCUGCGGCCACUCGGAGAACUUCUUCUUCGUGGAGGUGGGCCGCUCGGCCGUCACGGGCCCCGGGGAGUUCUGGAUGCAGGUGGACGACUCGGUGGUGGCCCAGAACAUGCACGAGUCCCUCCUGGAGGCCAUGAAGGCGCUGAGCGACGAGUUCCGUCAGCGCAGCAAAUCACAGUCCAGCUCGGGGCCGGGGGGCGGGGCCACAGCCUCCAACCCCAUCAGCGUGCCGUCCCGCCGCCACCACCCCAACCCGCCCCCCAGCCAGGUGGGCUUCACCCGCCGCUCGCGCACCGAGCCCCCCAUCGGCGGGGGAGGGGGCGGGGGGGCCGGCAGCGCCAACGCCUCGCCCACCCCCCGCCACGGCCUCCCGCGGCCCCGCACCGCCAGCGACGCCGCCAAGGGCGAGGAGGGGGCGCCCGCCGGCUGCUCGGGCCCCCAGGGGCCCCCCGGCUCCAGCCCGGCCACCAACGGCUCCUGCUCCGGGACCCCCGUCCUGCGCUCCAAGUCGGUGCGCUCGUCCUCGGGCCCCGCCGCCAAGGCCCCCCUGGGCCUGAUGCGCUCCAUCUCCACGCCGGGCCCCUCGCCGGCCCCCAGCCUGUCCUCCAGCUCCGGCCACGGCUCCGAGUUCGGCGGGGCGGGGGCGCCGGGGCAAGCUGCCGCGGCGGGCCCCUACGGCCGCGGGCCCCCCUCCCACCACGCCUCGGUGUCGGGCUCCCCCAGCGACUACGGCUCCUCGGACGAGUACGGCUCCUCCCCCGGGGAGCAGGGCCUGCUACCGUCCCCCGGCCCGGGCCCCGGGUCCCUGGACGACGCCGGGGCCAACUACAUCCUGAUGGGCCAGUGCGGCGCCCGCAGCGGUGGCGGCGGCGCCGGGGGGGGCGGGGCCAUGGACUGCAGCUCGGCGGCCAGCUCCCUGGCGUCCCAGGACGGGGGCGUGGGCUCCCCAGGGGCCCCGCCCGGGGCCAAGAGGGUGCUGCGGCGCUCGUCCAGCCGCGAGAGCGAGGCGGAGCGCCAGCUGCUCAGCAAGCGGGCCUCGCUGCCCCCUAUGGCCCUGGAGCGGCUGGCCCCCCGGGGGGGGCAGCGCCGCGGCGAGGGCCCCUCCGCGCCGGCCCCGGGGCCCCCGGGGCCCGAGGAGGACUGUGCGGACUACGCGGUGAUGUCGCGCAGCACCAGCCGCGAGUCGUUCGCCUCGUCGGCGUCCUCGUCCUGCACGCAGCGCGACUCGGGCGUGGUCAGCGGCUCCUCGGCCGGCGGCGGCUACCUGGACGUGGCCGGGGGGGCGGAGCUCUACCGGGGCGGGGAGGGGGGCGUGGCCACGCCGGUGUCGCCCCACCCGCCGCCCGGCGUGGACAACGGCUACAUGUCCAUGCUGCCGGGCGGCGGCUCCCAGCCGCCGGGGGGCCCCCCGCUGGCCGCCUCCUUCCCCGACGGCGGCGAGCUGUCGGCCAGGGGCCCCGCCGACGACUACAUGGCCAUGACGCCCAACAACAGCGUGUCGCCGCCGCAGCCCAUCCGCCCGGCGCCGCCGCGCGCCGCCGACGGCUACAUGAUGAUGUCGCCGCACGGCAGCUGCUCCCCAGAGCAGCGGGGGGGCGGGGCCUGGCCGGGCAGCGCCGACAGCCGCGCCGGCAGUGACUACAUGAACAUGUCGCCCAUCAGCGUGCGCUCGGCCAAUGGCAGCCCCCCGCCGGCGCAGGAGGCGGAGACCCAGCACGGGGCCCCCGCCCAGCAGGGGCCGCAGACGCCGGGGCCCAAGAUGGUGUACUCGUACUACUCCCUGCCGCGCUCCUACAAACACAACCCCUCCAAGGGGCUGUUCGAGGAGGGCGUGGCCCGCGGCCGCCGCUCGGCCAGCAACGAGAGCCUGGGCGGGGAGGGCGAGGAGCGGACCCCCAAGGGGCCCCACAGCGCCCCGGGGGGCAAGCUCAAAGGAGCGCCCUCCAAGGAGGUCAACGGCGGCGGCGGCGGCGGCCUGCAGCAGCGCCGCGGCGGGGCGGCCCCGGCCAAGCAGGGGGGCCACGCCCGCAGCCGGCCCGUCAGCCUGUUCGUGGACGUGUCCAAGGCCAACACGCUGCCCCGCGUGCGGGAGAACCCCCUGGCCCCGGAGCCCAAGAGCCCCGGGGAGUACGUCAGCAUCGAGUUCAAGGGCGGCGCCGGGGGUCUGAGGCAGGGCUACUGCGGCCCCCCGCAGCCCGGGAGACUGCGGCCCGCCUGCGGCUUCCUGCCGCUGUCCCGCAGCCCCUCUGCGCCCCUCAGCCCCCCGCCGGGGGCCUCGGAGUACGUCAACAUGGACCUGGGCCCCUCCCCCUGCCCCUCGCCGCUCUCCCUCACGCCGCUGGGCUUCCCCUCCUUCCACACGCCCCCCACCCCCCCCACCCUGGCCGCCCAGGCGCCCAAGCUCCGCGGCCGCGUGCCGGGGGGCCCCUGCCAGGAGGAGGAGGAUGAGCAGGUGGUGGUCGUCGUGGCGACGGGAGGAGGAGGAGGAGGAGGAGGAGGGGCGGCCCGGAGGAAGAGCCGCGAGAGCGUCCCGCCGCCGAGCGAGUCGGAGUCGCCCACGUCCUGCGGCGACUACACCGAGAUGGCGUUCAGCCUGAACCGCGACGGCUCCGCCCCCACCCGGAUCACGUCGUCCAACGUCUCGCCCGAGGCCCCGCCCCCGGCCCGGCCCACGGCCCCCCUCGUCCCGGGGCUGCCCCUGGGGCUGGACUUCCCCCCGGCCAAGCCCCUGGCCAACCCCGACCACGGCGCCAAGGUCAUCCGGGCGGACCCCCAGGGCCGCCGCCGCCACUGCUCGGAGACGUUCCUGGCCUCCUCCACCGCCUCCCUCUUCCCGGAGCACGCCCAGGCCGUAGCGCGGCGCCUCGGCUUCGAGGGCAUGCUGUGGGGGAACAGCAACGGCGGAGCGGCCGACUCCCCCGCACAGUUCCACCUCCCCGGGCAGCAGCCGUCACCCGUCGCCCAGGCUUUGUGCGGAGAGCAAGGCCUCAACUACAUAGACUUGGACCUGGCCAACAAGGAGACGCCUCACCCGGUCGCCGACGGGCCCUCGGGGCUCCAGGCCGCCCCGUCCCGCCUGUUCGCCCUGCUCGGCGGGGGGUCCGGAUCAGCAUCAGGAGGAGGAGCAGGAGGAGGAGUGGCAGGAGCAGGGGCCGGCGGUAGCGGCGGCGGCGGCGGCGUCUCCAGUCUCAACACGUACGCCAGCAUCGACUUCUACAAGUCGGACGAGCUGCGCAGCCACCAGAACGGCAGCAAGGAGGGGACGGACGCGCAGGAACCCAACUGA
Gadus chalcogrammus (walleye pollock) is the source of this 4532-nucleotide messenger RNA. RefSeq names its product insulin receptor substrate 1-like. Gene Ontology annotation, biological process: insulin receptor signaling pathway. The transcript is spliced from 6 exons. Gene Ontology annotation, cellular component: cytosol; plasma membrane. Gene Ontology annotation, molecular function: phosphatidylinositol 3-kinase binding; insulin receptor binding. The record is from RefSeq and is a predicted model, not a curated record. NCBI's taxonomy places the organism in Eukaryota, Metazoa, Chordata, Actinopteri, Gadiformes, Gadidae. Bases 1236 to 4532 code for a protein of 1098 amino acids.